Molecule: messenger RNA, 570 nt
Organism: Rodentolepis nana
Lineage: Eukaryota; Metazoa; Platyhelminthes; Cestoda; Cyclophyllidea; Hymenolepididae
Source: the annotation of a GenBank genome assembly
CCAUUUUCGAGCAUUUGCCCGCCUGUCAAUGCAGAGGAGAAAAGUCCCGAGAAAGAAUCAGUGGCUCUGGUUGAAGAGACGUCAGAAAGUCAAACUGUGCAUGGGAUCAAAACCUCUGCCUAUCCUCCUCCUCCUCCGCUACACAGUAAAUCUCUUGUUGCUCAGUCGAAUUCCACAACUACACUGGCCCACAAUCCAGUUGUUGUCACUCCAAGCAUCGAGGACGAUGGUGACGACCAGUGGAACGAUUGGACCUCAGAUACUGAGCAUGAAAACCCAUCAAACAAGUCGCUUCAGCCUCCAGUACUUUCAAGAGAGGAAGAAGAGUUGAGAGAAAGAGUAGCCCAAGUUGAGGCGUUGCUUGCUGAGUUGGAGCCAAAGAUUGCUUCACCUUCCACGUUUUCAUUAACACGGCCUGCUCUUAAUCUGAGCGAUCCCGCUUCGAAUCCUGAUUCAUUAACACCUACCAGUGCCAACCUACAGUACAAAUUUGAGAAUUAUUCAGGCGACUUGGGUUCUAAAAACAAGGAAAGUGGAGACGAAGAUGACGGUUGGAACGUGGAUGACUAA